Molecule: messenger RNA, 6063 nt
Organism: Cyphellophora europaea CBS 101466
Lineage: Eukaryota; Fungi; Ascomycota; Eurotiomycetes; Chaetothyriales; Cyphellophoraceae
Exons: 1
Coding region: 1-6063 (2020 amino acids)
Biological process (GO): meiotic chromosome separation; proteolysis
Cellular component (GO): nucleus; cytoplasm; centrosome
Molecular function (GO): cysteine-type endopeptidase activity
Source: RefSeq, a predicted model, not a curated record
AUGACUACAGACUCACGUACAGCUGCUGAGCUGGUGAAGACUGUCCGAUCAGACAUCGCCUCUCCCCAGACUACCACUACUGAGACCUUGAACCUGCUCCGUGCAGUCCUUGGCCUAGACUUGCAACUCGCAGCCCCGACCAAGACAGCUCUUGCAGGAACAAAGGCACCGUCAAUACGACCUCCUCCGAAGUCAAGGGCGAAGCCGGCUGCUAAAGCCACCAAGACAGCUACCACCGCGUCAUUCAUUAUCCACGAAACUCCCACAGCACAACCUCAUCCGCUGGAACUGAAGGAAAGGCGCAAGGUAGCGACGGAGACAUUCAACACCACUCUUAAGACACUGAAUAAUGCAGCCAAAUCCAAGAAGCAGGAGGAAGUCGCAUCGCCUCAGAAGCCAUUGUCAAAAGCCCGGGACGAGCUGCAGCCAUUGAAAGAGUGCUUGCCAAAUGGCAAGAAAAGCGCAGGUCGCACAUUGAAAGCGCCACAGGAGCCUACACAAAUUUCGACAACCGCAAAAUGUGCCGGUGCAGCUCUAGACUGCCUACGGGAGCUCGUGGAGCCUGGGAAGGACCAGAGCUCAGUUGACGUCGGUCUAGAGAAUGGGGGAUUGGUGCUUCUGGACAAGUUGAUCACGCUGGAACUGCAGCAAGAAGCUGAAUACCAGUCUCGGAGACUAUAUGACCAGUACUGGAAGCAACGAGGUUCUUCCAAACCGACCCAGCCACACCCACCUCUCUUUUCUCGCCUGUGCAUGUCCUCAGAGCAUAGCGCAUCGACUUUCAAGUUCUCUGCCUCCUUGCAAGGCCAAUUACUGCGACUAGCUAUUUUGCGAGGAUCGACCUGUGUUGAAGAAAGCUACACUGCUGCUCUGUCGCCAGAAUAUGAGGGCAGUCCAGCCUGGAUAAUCUUACGAGGGUUGAAGCUUGGCUUUAUAGAUGACGAGGCUGCCGGAACCCAGCUUCGUACACUAUCAUUGACACUUGCUAAAUUUCACGCGGUCGUGGUUGGUAAGAGUGCCAAUGCUGCGUUGGAACUGGAACAUCUGACAUUGGCAUCGACCGCCCUGGAGAUCAAAGCAGUUUCUUGGAAACACCUUGGCCACCAACCUGAGUUUUCGAGAGAAUUAUGGAUGCCGUUCACUAAACUCGUCAAGAACAGUAUGAGCCGGGCCAAGGACCAAGCGCGCGCACAGGAAGCGGUCAAGCAAUGCUUGACGAAACUACGUCUGACACUAUCGCACCUCGGAUUUGCCACAGAUGUGCCUGCUGCUCUGCGACAGUUUUGUAGUGUGGACGAGCAAGUGUCCCAGGAAGCUGCUGACAACAACUGCCUGGAGAAGCGCCUGGGCAAGCUAAGUGCCGACGAUUCGCAGAGACUCCUGCUCGGGCUGCAGUCAUGUCUCGUUCGUACCCAGCAAUGGACAAAACAAACUCUAGUCACUAUCAACGCGGUCGAUCAAUGCACUGAGAUAGUUUCCAGCUGUGAGACUACAGUCGAUGACAUCGACGAUGCUCUGAUUGCUAUGGCACAGCUCCGAAAAGCUAUCAUGUCCAUUGUCAGCGAUGUUGGAUCUCUACAGAAGGCGAAGGCUUCGAAGGAUGCCCAUCACGAUCUCCAAAUUGCUAGCAUACGUCUCAUCUAUGCCCUGCUCUUCUACUCUUGCCGGUCAGACACAAGAGCAUCUGAACGCAUGCCAACAGCAUCUUCUCGCAAGAAGAGCGGCACACUCCUCACCUAUGCAAAAACGAUGGAAACCAUUUUUGAACUCGACAAGUAUCCGAUUACAAGAACUGUCGUUCUUGAAGAUGAGACCCAUCGGGCCCUCGACGAAUGUGCUGCGUUCGCCGUCAGACUCAACAAGAGGCUUGAAUGUUCUGAUUCGAAUGCAAGUUUAGGCAGUUUUCUCCGGUCUGUACCCGUCCGGGUUUCGCAAGCUUUCUGGUCUCGUUACUUGCUGUACACUGAGCAGAACCGACCGGUGUCUAUCAAGCUUGAUGCUCUGAAUCGAUCUAUCUGUGCUGUAUCGGCUUGCAAUCACGAACAGCAAAAACAGGCAACAGUUGCUCUAAAGUAUGAAAAAGUCGCCGCGCUUUAUAUCGAACAGAAGUUAUUCUCGAAAGCCCUCCGGAGCUUGGAGCUAUCAAUUGAGGCGGCGAUCAAGCAAGACGUCUUGAAAGAAGCAACCAACACCGGUCUAUCAAAUACUACCGGCCGCAUAUGUCGCGACCCAAAGUCUCCACUUCAGAGCUUUGCUCAGAUCAUCAAUUCCUACGUGGCUCUGUCGGUCACGAACAACAUCCCGAAUGCACGCGGUACAUGGUUCUACGACAAUACCGACCUCGAGGGCAUUCAGCGUGCUGUGCUUUUAGAGAAACAGAUACUAGCGGCGCUCGACCAUACUUCGGCGUUUUUGAAGCAAGACCAACUCACCUCCAUGCUACAACUUUGGGAACAGCUCAGUUUCGAAUCCAAAUAUCGAGUGUAUCAAUUGAGGUUCAUCAGCCAGACACUGCACAUUCUGGAGAAGACCAAGUCGUUUCCGGCGAUGAACGUACUGGGGUCACUGCUGCCACUGCAAACUCCCAGCUUGACAGUCAUCCCAAAGGAUGCUCAUGCUGCUACACUGGGUCCCCUGCUUAUGGCUCUGGUUUCUGUUCAGUGGUGUUUUGCAACCGGAACCAUGAACGAGGAGCAUCUGAUCUCGUCUGUUGGCUGUAUUGGCAAGGCCGUAUCAGACCAAGCCCACAGUCAGACACUAGAUAGGGUUCCGGAUCCUCAGAUUCUUCUGGCCAAUGUUAAAGCCCUGGCCGACUAUGCAGGCGUUUUGGGAAACUCUGCCGCCCAGGUGGAAGCCAAUCAGACUUGGAUGCAGCUCCUCGAACAGCGCACAACUGUCGACUCGGAGAGAAAAUUGGCAUGCUUGCUGACUACAGCGGCGGCCAGUCUAGAGCUCCACCAGACAAUUGAUGCUGGGAAACGGCUAGUAGCUGCUGAGCAGCUUGUGAAAAGCGGAUCACUGGAAGAAGUUCAAUGGCAACUUGCUUAUGCAGCAUAUCAUUUAGCUAUCGGCAACUUCAAGCGAAGCAAAGACCUCAUUGUUAGCAGCCGCUGUUUGUUCGAAGCUGGUUCUUCUCUUGCAUCUCCGCGAGACAGACUCGGCCGGGAGAUAAGCCUCUGUCAAGCGGCAUAUCUCGCAUCUCGCUUGGCUCUUGAGGAAGGGGACAUCACGAAUGCUAGCCGCCUCGCUCGACAAGCGGUCAAACUCAGCUCUGGGCUAUGGUCGUCACUCGAAAGAUCACUCUCGUCUUCUGCCAGUCCUGGCCUUGAGGGGAAUGACAGCUCUCUCAACAACCUUACGCAGGAUUUGGGCAAUCUGAGUCUUGUGGAAACUCAGAAUCCGCAAAGUCCAAUCAACUUUCACGGAACCAAGUAUUGGCCUGCGCUGAGUAUGCAUCGAACGCAUCUGCGCCACGCCGCUAGCCUAUCUGCUCACAACGGUCUAUACCAGGAUGCAGUGUUCUUCGCUCAGCAAGCCGCCAAAGUAACUGCUUGGACAGGUGGAGCUUCAUUGAGACUUUGUGUAGGCUCAGAGCUUGCCCUGAUCUAUGCGAAUGCCUCAGAAACACAAUCAGCUCUGACGCUACUUGCUGUCGACACGCAUGAACCUAAUGUGCGUUAUACCACUGUGAACUUUGCCGAAGCUUCUCUGCGAGUAGGCAAUGUGGAGCGUGCAAAACUUGUCCUCGAGAGAAUGCAAGAACACGACUCCGGGCAGAGCAGCAAUGUCAAGGUGGCAGCGCGGAAUAAUCAGCCUCCCAAAUCUACCGUAGCCAAACGAGGCAAGACAACAAGCAAGGUAGUUGGCAAAGGAGCUCAGAAAGUGUCGGCUAUUCUCAACGAAACUCCUAAAGUGUCAACACUAUCUGUCUGUCCCAAUAACCGGCUGCUUCAAGCUAGAAUGGCGGCUCUUACCGAUGAAAUGUACCUCCAAGGCGUGGUGGAGCGACCAAGUUCCCUUGCGGACACCGAAAUAGCACGAUGGACGCCCCUCGAAAUACUCUCCAGAGCCACAGUGUCUGUCCACGACGCCAUGAAUCACUUCGCCUCAGACCCUGCAAACAAUGCCAUUGCUGAGACGGCGCUGGCGCUUCCCGUCAGAUAUAGGACGACUAGGAAAAGCGGACAGAUGUCUCUCCUACUUGAGAGUCCAGCGAAGAGCACUGGACACACAAGAACGCCUUCAGAUAUUCCUGAAAAUGGCGAUACUCUCCUGCGGCAAGCAUACGAAUGGCUAAGGGCGGUCGAAGACAAGCCACUUUCAGCUUUGCCGUCCGCUCGUGUCGAGCAAUUGCACAAAGUCUUAUCUCAGGUGAUAUUGUUGUCGACUGCACUAAAUCAUCCGCUGAGCUAUUCACCGCUCGGUGUUGUUUUGCAAUCGUUGCGGUCCAGAGAUGCAGCAAUGCAGAGAGAGCGAUGCGCGAUACUUGCCGAAAGCAGAACGACCACACGUGAGCAAAUUCAGACGUGGCCAUCUGUGAGCGAUACAGAGGUCUUCCAGCAGAACUAUGACGAGCUCAUGCAUCAGCUACCGUCUUCAUGGGCAAUCAUUUCAAUUGGUCUCAGCUAUGAUCGCAAGGAACUGCUUCUUUCAAAAAUCAUUGCUGGCCGUACGCCAUUCUUGAUGCGGGUGCCCCUGGAGCGACCUGGCCUUGAAGGUGAUGAGCCUUGCGAAUUUACCCUGGAUUAUGCAAAAGAUGAGCUCAGAGAUAUCAUAUCUAAAGCCAACGAAAGCUCCCACGAUAGCAGAGGCCAGGGAGAUAAGCAAGCCAGGAAAGCCUGGUACGGGGAACGCGAACACCUCGACAAGCGUCUCGAGCUCCUUCUCGCCAACAUUGAAAAUAUCUGGCUUGGGGGUUUCAGGGGUUUACUGUCACCGAACUGUGCGGAUGAAGCGCUCUUGGCUCGCUUUGGAGAAUCAUUGACCCAGGCUUUCGAAAACCAUUUGCCAUCUCGUCAGAAGAAAGCAAAGACCAAACGGAAGGUCGAGCUGCACGCCCAUGUCCUCGAGUUGUUUACCUCGGUCGUCUUCGCCGAAGGAGAUACCGACUUUGAAGAUUCCGUGACCGACCUUCUCUAUUUUGUUGUCGAUAUCCUGCAAUUCAACGGGGAGCCCAAUGCUUUUGACGAGAUCGACUUUGACGCCCUCCUGCUGGACACGAUUGAUGCUCUUCGCGGAUACCAUGCCGCUAGCACCAGCUCUCCUGCCCGCCAUGCAAUUCUCAUUGUCGACAAAGAACUACAAUCAUUCCCUUGGGAGUCCUUACCCUGCCUUCGCAAGUGGCCCGUAUCGCGCAUGCCCUCACUUGGGGCGAUCAAGGAGCGGCUCGACCGAAUACCUGCGCAGUCGCAAGCCUACACAGUUGCUCGAUCCGGAAGUUACAUUCUGAACCCUUCCAAUGACCUUCCCAGUACUCAAGCCACCUUCUCGCCACUCCUGGAACAGCUCCCCUUCCAAGCUGUCGUCGGUGAGCCUCCAUCCGAGCCCGAUUUCGAGCGCCUCCUCUCUGAGUCACCAUUGCUGCUCUACUUUGGCCACGGUUCUGGAACACAAUACAUCCGCGGACGCACGAUCCGAAAGCUAUCCCAAUGUGCAGUAACAUGGCUGAUGGGCUGCUCCUCAGCCAAGCUGACAGAGUGUGGCAUCUACGAGAGCUACGGUGUACCGUGGCACUACAUGCACGGAGGGAGUCCCGCGGUCGUCGGAACGCUCUGGGACGUCACGGAUCGUGAUAUCGACCGCUUCGCCGUCAAGGGCCUUGGGGAGUGGGGUCUGCUGGAUGUCAGUGGCGUGGAGGACAAGUUCUGGGGGACGGGCAAGUCCAAGACUAAAGGCAAGGGCAAGGAGACCGCGAGGCAGAAGGCUGUAGAGGAUGCGGAAGCGCAGAGAAGAGAGCCGGUGGCGCUGGAUGAGGCGGUGGCAAAAGCGAGGGAUGCUUGCUUGCUGAAGUACUUGAAUGGCGCGGCGCCCGUCGUGUACGGGAUACCCGUUGUGUUGGAGUAG